CGGGCGGGGGGAGGGUGGGAGAGAGAGCAGGUGAGGCGCGGAGAGCGUGUCCUUCCCGCGGGGUUGGGCGGCGGCGAGUGUCUCCCUUCGGAGGGGCUGAAGCGAAGCGGCGCUCCUCAUCCGAAGAUUAACCAUGGAAAACAAAGAAGGCGGCAUUGAAGAUGCCGAGAUAAGGGGUUCACAUGGUGCAGAAAGUCCAUGUAAUGUUCAGCAACAAGCUGAUGAAGAACUUAUCUUUCAUGAAGAAACCAUUGAUCUUGGAGGGGAUGAGUUUGAGUCAGAAGAAAAUGAGACCCUUGUGGAAGAUUCCAGAAACUUCAUAGAUAAACUUAGUGAGCACAUGAUGGAGAGUGUCAUUAUAUCAGAUUCUCCAAAUAACAGUGAAGAUGAUGCUGGUGAUCUUGGUUGUCUGCAAGAAAUUGUACACCAAAUAGAAGCAAAAGAUAUUCAUACAAUAGAAGGAGAGGUAAGAGGUAAAGAUAUUGGUGAUGAAAGCAAAAUUGAACCCGAAGGUGCUACUAAAGAUAUUUCUGAUACUGAAACUGGUAAUCAGUUUUCCUUAAAAGAAGAACUGAAGCAGGAACCAGCACAAAAUGAAUUGGAAGUGGAAGGUGCCAACCUGCUUAACUCUGCUUCAGACAAGGAAUGCAAACCUAAGGAGGCAAUAUCUUCGCCACUAGCCAGCAAAUCGUCUGAUGACUCUGAGCCUAUUCCCGUGUGUACCAUUUUCAGCCAGGGGAAUCACAUGAAUAGCCAGCAACAGUCCCUGCAUGAUGGCUUUGAACCUCAAAUGGUGAAGUCACCCAGCUUGGGUGGUAUAAGUGAGACUCCAGUGAAAAUUCUUCCCCAGGUAGUUCAGCCUAGUCCAAGUCUGAGCAAAUUUUUUGGUGAAGUCAUGAAUACAAACACACUAGCCUCUGAUUUUUUUGAUUCAUUUACUACAUCCUCUUUUAUUUCUGUCAGCAAUCCCAAUGCAAGCUCAUCUGUACCAGAACAGAUGUCUUCUCUUGUAAACACUGGCGAGUUCCAUGAUUCUACAGACCAAAACUACUUUGUUAAAAAUGGAAGAUCUGAAGCUGGGAGAUCUGCAUCUUCUCCAGAAAUAUCACAGUCUCCAAAGCCAUUUUCCCAAAUACAUGCAGUUUUUCAAGGCAGUGAUGAUCCUUUUGCAUCUGUGCUAAAUAUGAGUGAACUGGACAGAAGAAAUGAUGCUUGGCUUCCCAGCGAUGGAACUAGAAAUGUGUUGAUAUCUGUCGCCACACAGCAAUAUAGUAAUGUUUUCAUAGACAAAGAGAAUCUCACAAUGCCUGGAUUAAAAUUUGACAACAUUCAGGGUGAUGCUGUUAAAGACCUAAUGCUCCGCUUCCUUGGUGAACAGGCUGCAGGGAAGAGACAAGUUCUGAAUGCGAACUCUGUGGAACAGUCUUUUGUGGGUUUGAAGCAGCUAAUAAGCAGCAAAAACUGGAGAGCAGCAGUUGACCUAUGUGGACGGCUUCUGACUGCUCAUGGUCAGGGAUAUGGCAAGAGUGGUCUACCCACAAGUCACACAACAGACUCUCUGCAGCUCUGGUUUGUAAGAUUAGCUCUCCUUGUGAAGUUGGGUCUGUUCCAAAAUGCUGAGAUGGAAUUUGAACCCUUUGGAAACCUAGACCAGCCUGAUCUAUAUUAUGAAUAUUAUCCUCACGUAUAUCCAGGACGUAAAGGUUCCAUGGUUCCAUUUUCUAUGCGGAUUUUGCACGCUGAACUUCAGCAGUAUCUAGGAAAUCCGCAGGAGUCACUCGAUAGAUUGCAUUGCAUGAAAACAGUCUGCACAAAGAUAUUAAACAACCUGGAACAUGGCUUGGCAGAAGAUGGAAGCAUGACUAACAUUACCCAGGAGAACAAACAAGCCUCCAUUCAGCUGUGGAGGUCACGUCUGGGCCGGGUGAUGUACUCCAUGGCAAACUGUCUGCUAAUGAUGAAGGACUAUAUGCUUGCUGUGGAGACAUAUCACACCGUCAUCAAAUAUUACCCAGAGCAAGAGCCUCAGCUGUUGAGUGGAAUUGGAAGGAUUUUCCUGCAGAUUGGAGACAUUAAAAUGGCUGAAAAGUAUUUUCAAGACGUUGAGAGAGUGGCUCAGAAAUCGGAGGGACUGCAGAACCAAAUAAUGGUUUUAAUGAACAGAGCAUUUCUCCAUCUUGGUCAGAAUAACUUUUCGGAGGCGCACAGAUUCUUCACAGAGAUUUUGAAGAUCCACCCCUCAAAUGCUGUGGCUAACAACAAUGCUGCUGUUUGUCUGCUUUAUCUGGGGAAACUGAAGGAUUCCCUCCGGCAGUUGGAAGGAAUGGUUCAGCAGGACCCUAAACACUACCUCCACGAGAGCGUGCUUUUCAAUUUGACAACUAUGUAUGAACUCGAGUCCUCGCGCAGCAUGCAAAAGAAGCAGGCACUGCUUGAGGCGGUGGCUGUCAAAGAGGGCGACAGCUUCAACACGCAGUGUCUCAAGUUAGGCUAAAGCCCGUCCUCUCCUAUGGUGGAAAAAUAUCUCAUUUCAGAAGUUGUAUAUACUCCAGCUCAUCUGUAAAUGUUCCUCUAGCAAGUGCAAUAAAAAGCUUUUUAAUUAUGAA
Messenger RNA from Pogona vitticeps (central bearded dragon), 2606 nucleotides. RefSeq names its product trafficking protein particle complex subunit 12 (gene TRAPPC12). NCBI's taxonomy places the organism in Eukaryota, Metazoa, Chordata, Lepidosauria, Squamata, Agamidae. Gene Ontology annotation, molecular function: protein binding. The record is from RefSeq and is a predicted model, not a curated record. Gene Ontology annotation, cellular component: TRAPP complex; Golgi apparatus.